This is a messenger RNA of Cladocopium goreaui, 475 nucleotides long. The record is from the annotation of a GenBank genome assembly. NCBI's taxonomy places the organism in Eukaryota, Dinophyceae, Suessiales, Symbiodiniaceae.
AUGUCGAUGGAUCUGUUUCAUGUGAGAGUUGUCUCCCAAAGUGCUUCGGAAGAGGAGAGUUUCUUUCAUUUGCUGGCUAUCAAGCUGGAUGCCGAUCAGAUCGCUAUUCCAGAUGCCAGAGAGGAGGGGCCUUCACUGAACGAUACGGAGCGAGACAGGUACGCCUGUCCUGGUCCUGCAUCCUCAUCACUUGGCAGUGAAAAGGAACUUGCACUGUCCUACAAUAAUUUGAAAGAAAUCACUCUCUUAUUGACCUCCCACUCCUCGAUGUGGGACAUUGGAGAGGUUCAUUUGAAGUAUGAGCGCAGCAACUUUUUGGAUUGCGGCAUGCCCACCCUGAAAAAUUUCACGCGACCCAGCGAUUGGGAGCGGGUACUUCGAAAGAUUCACGAGUCGAAACGCUCUGCCAGCAAUGGCGAUGGCAAAGCGUAUUUCACAAAGCCACUCUGUUUGAGACUGCCAAGUAGUUCGACCA